Messenger RNA from Camellia sinensis, 744 nucleotides. The record is from RefSeq and is a predicted model, not a curated record. Lineage: Eukaryota; Viridiplantae; Streptophyta; Magnoliopsida; Ericales; Theaceae.
AUGAUUAUACACAGUGUUGGUCAAGAAUUUGAAGAUGGAGUAACGGCGUUCCGCAUUGCAUUGGCUAACUAUACAGUUGAGUGUGGUUUUGCAGUGAAUUAUUUGAAGAACGAUGCAACAAGAGUAACUGCUAAAUGUAUGAUAAAGUCAUCUGCGAGUUGUAAAUGGUUUGUGCAUGGAAGGGUAUUGAUGAAUUCUGGUAUUUUUUUUAUUAUAAAGUUGGAUAAUGUGCAUGCUUGUGGGGUUGUUGCUCGUAGAUCUUGUAACAAAAUGGUUGGUUCUAGAUUUGUGUCUGAUAUUGUGUAUAAUGAUAUUAGUGAUAAUCCGUUGACUCGUCCUAUUGAAGUUAAAAAAAAGUUGAAGAAGCAAUAUAGUAUAUAUGUUUCUUAUCGGGUUACAUGGUUAGGAGUUGAUAAGGCAAGAGGUGGGUUGUUUGGUGAUUUUGUAACUUCUUUUAACCAACUUCGAUGGUACCUUGAGAUGGGUAUGACAAUGAAUCCUGGAAGUGUGUUUGAAUUAGAUGUGGAUGAAAGUAGUGGCAGUGGGUUGUUUUCGGAGGGCUUGUUUCCUUUGGCUUUUGCGAUUGUUGAAGCUGAAAACAAGAUAAUUGGAUGUGUGUUUUUUAAGUCAGUUGUUAAAGCUAUGGUUCAGGCUAGAGAUUGCCUUUGUGUCGGACCGUCAACAGGAUUGCUAGACGCUCUUUCUCAAUGGUUUUUCUCAAUGCACAUCAUGCAUAUUGCUUGA